AUGUUGGGCCUCAAGUGGGGUGACGUCUCCUUGGGCAAGUCGGCGCAUGGUCCAUACGUCUCGGUUCGCUUGCGCUGGCACAAGAAGGCAAGUGUUGAGAAGGAAUGCCAAGUAUACCACUUGGUGAAUGAAGACUCAUACCCAUGCCUUCGUGUGUGCGGGCUGUAUGAGGACUACGUCGACAAGAUUGCGGCGACUCUCAUGCAGACAUCGAAGGAUGCCUUUGUGUUCCCGCAUGUGUCGAUGCUCCCAAGUGGAAACGUCAAGGUUGACUGGUUCAAGGCAAUGGAGCAAAACUUUGUGCGCCGACAGCUCAACGACAUUGUCGAGUCAACGGACAACAUCGCAGCUGCGGUGAUGAAGUGUCUGCGCGUGGAGUCAGUCUUGUCGCAACACGUUGGGCUGCCCGUGGCAAAGCGGCAGCAGACAAUGCAAGAAUUCGUGCUCAACAAGUUUCAGCGUGGUCAAAUCGUCGUGUGGAAGGCCGACGGCGAAACAGUGGUAUUCAUGUCUAAGAGCCUUGGCGUUUCCCGCACGGCCAUUUAG
Molecule: messenger RNA, 546 nt
Organism: Aphanomyces astaci
Lineage: Eukaryota; Oomycota; Saprolegniomycetes; Saprolegniales; Verrucalvaceae
Exons: 3
Coding region: 1-546 (181 amino acids)
Source: RefSeq, a predicted model, not a curated record